This is a messenger RNA of Phytophthora infestans T30-4, 1841 nucleotides long. RefSeq lists its product as uncharacterized. Lineage: Eukaryota; Oomycota; Peronosporomycetes; Peronosporales; Peronosporaceae. Gene Ontology annotation, biological process: regulation of DNA-templated transcription. Gene Ontology annotation, molecular function: DNA binding. The record is from RefSeq and is a predicted model, not a curated record. Bases 1 to 1773 code for a protein of 590 amino acids. The transcript is spliced from 2 exons.
AUGAUGACGACGCAGCAGCAGAGCCCAGACCAAGUCACACCCUUCGCAUAUCCGCACGGAACGUCCCCAGCUGCAGUCGUCUCUUCCUCAUCUUCCACCUCCCCCGCGAUCACCGACAACGCUACCGAGACCAACAUGUCAGGAGGCACUGCGAUGUCGAACCGCAGCGCCACUCCGUCGCCCCCGAGCGCCCAACGGAAGCGCAAGCAGCUAUCGAGCCCCACCGACGACGCCGGCGCCAACGGAAGCGCCGACGCACCAGAUGCCGAUAAGCCCAAGGAACAGCAGCCGUCAAAGAAGUCACGCCGCGAACUGCCACCGCAUACAGUCGCCAUCCUCAAGGGAUGGAUGCUCUCUCGCGAGCACGUCAAGCAUCCGUACCCCACGGACGAGGAUAAGCAAAUGCUACUCAAGAAGACUGGUAUCAGCAUGAAACAGCUCACGAAUUGGUUCACCAAUGCACGUAAGCGCAUCUGGAAGCCAAUGAUGCGACGCGAGCAUUCCCGUCAAAUGCAAUCGGCCAUGGAGUUCGAUCACACGGCAGUGCGUGAGUUCCCAGGUGCCGGACUCAGUCAGCAAUACGCAGAAAGCAGCUAUGCUCCUCGUGCGGCUGUGCGUCAUUCUUUCGAUGCUGGAAGUCUCGGAGCGCCGCCUCACGGGGCGGCAGCAGCGUUCGACAGGUAUGCGCGGCCUCAGGCCAUCCCUGUGAACGCGCCGCUGUACCCGUCACGCGCUGUGCGUUCCAUGUCGGAGGCUCCUGCCAGGACCGAUGUAGACGAAUAUUUGGAUGCCGAACGGAUUCGCGAGCGUGUUUUGGAGCGCGGGCAGGACGGCAACGCCCCACGUAACAGUCUAUCGCCCCGUGGACACAAGAUUUUGCAGGAAUGGGUGAACGCUAAUGCUCGACGUGAAUAUCCGUACCCGAACGACAAUGAGCGAAUGCAGCUCGCUAAAGAUACAAGCCUUGAUGUGUCGCAAGUGGACGGGUGGGUCACCAGUCUUCGCGAGCAAAUGACCCCCAUUCGUGCGUCGUCGAUCCCGUCUGCAGGAAACCCAGCGUUCCCACCACCGCCGGCGUAUGGUGAACGUCGAUCCAUUCCAAGCUGUGGAAACCCCAUGUUCCCUCCGCGUCCAACCGGGCCAGGGUCAAUGCGACCGUCUAUUCCAUCGACUGGGAGCCCACAGUUCCCACCUCCACCUGCGCGUCGGGACGCUAAUGACUCACGGUUCGCUGCUUUCCCCCCUACCGCAAACUACCCAGGCCACGAGAUGACGCGGAUGCGUUCCAUGACAAUCAGUGCCAGUCCUUAUCUGCACCCGCCGCCUACGGCCAGUUCUGCAGGUAUGGACGCUCAAGCUCAGCAAUCGGCCGCCAGUGCGUUGCCAUCACUAUCCAGUCGCAGUUUGCUGAGCCGUCCAGCGCCGAUCGUUACGUCCAAUGGCCCCACAAUGGGUCAGCCACGUGACAGUCGAUCGCGCACACUCGACAUGGGUCAGUUCGCAGAAGCGCGGCGGCGAAAGAUGAAUUUUCAGGACAUCUUGGCGUCUACAGGCGGACCCACGAACAGCGCUGCCCCAGCAGUACCCACAUCUGGUACAGUGCUACAGACACCAAGUCACCCGUCUGCUAUCGGCGGCAGCAUGGAGAACGUUUACCCGAAUGACAGCGCACCAGUGGUUACGGCGUACCCGCCCCCUGCAUCCAAUGGGUUUCAGCAGAAGCAGCCAACGGCCUCUUUCGAGCAACAAUCCGGACGUGUAGUACUACUAUGAUGGAUGAUGCAUCUUUAAUUUGUGAGUUGAGUAGGUGAGGGCUUCUUCAAUCCUCACUUUUGUGGUUA